Messenger RNA from Gloeophyllum trabeum ATCC 11539, 1123 nucleotides. RefSeq names its product carbon-nitrogen hydrolase. Gene Ontology annotation, molecular function: omega-amidase activity. The coding region runs from base 23 to 946 and encodes 307 amino acids. Gene Ontology annotation, cellular component: mitochondrion. Gene Ontology annotation, biological process: oxaloacetate metabolic process; L-glutamine metabolic process. The record is from RefSeq and is a predicted model, not a curated record. The transcript is spliced from 10 exons. Lineage: Eukaryota; Fungi; Basidiomycota; Agaricomycetes; Gloeophyllales; Gloeophyllaceae.
CAGACUCUUUAAAUCGCGUGCCAUGUCCACAUCACCAGAGGCUCCGACGCUGAAGCCGUUCAGGCUGGCGCUCGUCCAGCUCGGUCAGGUCACGUCGGAUACGAAGAGCAACCUGGCGCAUGCGAGGGAUAUGAUCAGCAAGGCCGCGUCUGGCCAGGGGUCCAAGAAGCCUGACUUGGUCGUCUUGCCGGAGUGUUUCAAUUCACCGUACGGCGCCAAGCACUUCCCAGUCUUUGCCGAGACGAUAGGCUACACCCCGGGACAGCCCUACGAUGUCUCCAAAAGCGAGAGCGGCAGCGUCAAGAUGCUUUCAGAAGCCGCCAAGGAAGAGGGCGUCUGGCUGAUCGGCGGCUCGAUACCGGAGCGUGAUGCCACCGACAGCAAAAAGCUCUACAACACCUGCACUGUCUACUCUCCAAAAGGUGACCUGGUCGCGCUGCACCGCAAGCUCCAUCUCUUCGACAUUGACAUUCCCGGCAAGAUCACUUUCAAGGAAAGCGAAAUACUCAGUGCCGGGACGACCAUGAACAUGUUCGACACCGACUUUGCGCGCAUAGGUCUGGGCAUCUGCUACGACGUGCGCUUUCCCGAGUUGGCCAUGAUUGCGGCACGCAGGGGCUGUCAUGCUAUUAUCUACCCGUCCGCAUUUAACCUAACCACGGGCCCGUUACAUUGGGAGCUGCUGCAGCGUGCUCGUGCCGUGGACAAUCAGAUCUUUGUGUCGAUGUGCAGUCCUGCCCGGGAUAUGUCCGCAGAGUACCAUGCUUGGGGCCACUCGAUGGUCGUAGAUCCCAUGGCGACCGUGCUCGCCGAGGCCGGGCACGAGGAGGAGAUUAUCUACGUCGACAUCGACCCGGCGGUGUUCCACUCCGCGCGCGCGGGCAUCCCGGUCACGACGCAGCGCCGCUUCGAUGUGUAUCCAGACGUGAGCGAGGCGGCUGCAUGAGUGCGACUACUGGUAUCUCAGAUUGGCGCCGCGAUGGGAUGGGAUUCAGAGGUUUCUAGCGCAUUCGGAGGGCUCGAUUGAUACUCAUCUUCCGCGUAUACAAAGAAAUCGAACAGAAGGAAACCGAGCACCAUGCAUUGCAGAUAUCAUCCAAUGAUUUAUGUAUCAUUAGCAAGC